GGAGGCGGAGGCGGAGGCGGGGCCGGACGUGAGCGCAUGAGGAGGAUUUCCGAGGCCGGAGGCGGAGGGAGGAGGCCUGCUCCCGGGCCUGGUAGCCGCCAUGGCCGCUAAAGGUUCAACUCCCAGGACGCCUGCCUUAUCUGUCAGCGCAAGAAAAAUUAAAGAUAAUGCUGCAGACUGGCAUAAUUUCAUGACAAAGUGGGAGACACUGAAUGACACUGGAUUUACCACGGCCACAAAAAUUGUGGACAUCAAAAUUUCUACAGAAUUGAAAGAAAACAAACUGGAAAUAGAACAUGGCAAUAUCUCCUCUGAAUCUGGAAGCCUCCCAUCUGACUACAAUGUGGAAUUGGAGCUCUGCUGUACAGAACUACUUGGGAUCCUUCAAAAUAUGGUAAAAAUACAUCAGAAAAUGGAAAAACUGUGUUCAACAACCAAAGGGAUCUGUGACUUAGAAACAUACCAUCAUGGAGAGCAUGUGACACCAUUCUUCCAUACGUGGCCCACUCCCUAUUUCUAUGAAGUUUCUGUCAAGCUGUUAGACAUGUAUUCAAAUGAACUAAAGCUGAAGCAAACCAUCGUGCAAGAGAUUGCUCAUACUGCUGACCAAGAUCUCCUGAUGGUUUAUUUAUCAUCAUGGUUAUAUCAGCCAUACAUUGAGAGCACCAGCAAAGUUCUACUAGAAAGUAUGUUAUUGGAAACAGGACAUAGACCUGUCUAACUCUUUCUACUUGAAAAUCAUCCUAAUGACUGUUAAUCUCACCACUAAAAACACAUGCCUGGAACCAAAGUAGCAGGACCUGCUAUGUUAAUGUCAAUACUGACUACUUGGCACUGUAUUUUUGCGUUUAUGUUUCCAGCUCUUUUGAAAAUCAGAUUAUUUUAUUUUCUUAAGUCUGUACCCUUGGAUUCUCAAAAUAAAACAGAAUUCUAUAGCA
Sceloporus undulatus (fence lizard) is the source of this 938-nucleotide messenger RNA. RefSeq names its product cyclin dependent kinase 2 interacting protein (gene CINP). The record is from RefSeq and is a predicted model, not a curated record. The transcript is spliced from 5 exons. Lineage: Eukaryota; Metazoa; Chordata; Lepidosauria; Squamata; Phrynosomatidae. Bases 101 to 721 code for a protein of 206 amino acids.